AUGGCAUCGGUGGUCCAGCACGGCCGAAGAACAGGCUCCAGUAAGAGAGUAUCUUCAGCUGAGGAACCCAGCAGGAUGAUCGAACCCCCAGACCUCCGACAGGUCACUGUCUUAAGCAAACGAGAUUGGCAGAGGAUUCAAGAUGAAGUGAACCGGGUUAAUAAAGACAAAGAUAAUAUGAAGGAGGCAGCCAAACAGAGAGAGGCCCUGCAUUUGCAGUCAACGGAGGUGGUGAAACUCUGGUCCAAUACCAUCGCUCGUGCCCUCGUGCUGACUGAGGUGCUCAAGGAGAGGGAGGCGCAGAUUGAACUGAAGCAAAAGAUCAAGAGUGCCUCCAAAGCUGUCGACAAAGAACUUCUGGAUCUGGAAAAGACCGAUAUUGAUGAAGCUUUGAGACAGGAGCAGGAGAAAGCACAUCGGAAAAAGCUGGAGGGACAGGCUGUGGUAGGGGACCUGAAAAACCAGAUGAAGGAACGUGAGCAAGUGAGAGAGCGUGAGAAGAUCGAGAACAGGAAGGACGGAGAGGAAGCCCAACGCCUUUUAGAACUCCACCAUUUGGAGCAAAACAUGGAAGAAGAAAGACAAGCAAAGCUGAGGAGAAACCUUAUGCACGGUCACCUGGAACACGUCGCCAACAGUGACCUCAUAAGAGCAACAAAUGCAAAGAAGCAGGAGGCUGAAGAGGAGCAAAGAAAACUGUUCCUCUCUUCCAGACAAAAAAUUAUAAAGUUACGGAAAGAAAAAGAAAAGCAAUUGUUCAGUGAGGCCCAGAUGCGAAGAGAGUGGACCAUGAACAAGCUGACUGUCACUCAGCAGGAGAAAACUGACGACGAGGAGCAGAGGAUCGCAAAGGCUGUCGCUGAGCAGGAUGAAAAACUGGCACAAAGGAAGAGAGAGGAGGAUGAGAAGAAGGCGGCCAUGUUGGAGUCAAUAACUGCACACAGGGAAUUCAUGCAAGAAAACAAGGAGCAGAAGGACAAAACAACCAAACAAAGCAUGAUGGGCACACUUAAGGCCAUGAAAGAGGCCGACAGAAUAUUUGAAGAGAAACAAAAAAUGAAGGCUCAGAAGAUCAAAGCAGAUGGAAGAAAUGCACAUGAGUUCAAUGCUACAGAAAUGGCUAAAAAAGGUGCCAAGCUCCAGCAGCAGAAAAAAGAGGAGCAAGAGUUUCAGGAGGACUACGCAGAGGUCAUUGCUAAAGAAGAACACCUGUUUCAACAAUACUCUCACGACCUCAUCAACGCAGCGGCUGGGGCUCAGCGAAAUGUGUUUCCUCUCUCCAAAGCGGCAGGGCAAGGGAUCGGAGGAGGGCUCGGUCCUACUUCUUGCUACCUCGUUCAGGACAACACUGGGGCUCAAAUGCCCAAAUAUGUCUCUGGUGCCACCCAGGACAUUAAAAGGCUUAAUGAGGCACAAAAUAUUCUUCAAGCCAAGAUGAGACUUGGGUUCACAUGGUCAUAGGUCUCUACUAGCUGCCAAUUCUGUUUUAAAGUUUUGAACUCAGUGAUUGUUUUGAUAACAUCAAUAAAAUGUUUUUGACUGAG
Trematomus bernacchii (emerald rockcod) is the source of this 1544-nucleotide messenger RNA. Its product is annotated as coiled-coil domain-containing protein 173-like. Bases 1 to 1461 code for a protein of 486 amino acids. The record is from RefSeq and is a predicted model, not a curated record. NCBI's taxonomy places the organism in Eukaryota, Metazoa, Chordata, Actinopteri, Perciformes, Nototheniidae. The transcript has 8 exons.